AUGUUUGACAGUGAAGGAGGGUUCAUUCGUCUUCAUGAUGAUGAUACAAUUAGUUUUACUGGAUCCCUUCCCAGAAAUCUUUCUAACAGUGACUAUAAGACUUCUGUAUCCAUUUGGGUGUAUAUAUUUGACUUUGAGUAUUCUUUCAAUCUUUUUUGUCUGCCUUUUAAAUCGCAUUUCAAAGACUCGACUGGGACUGCUGCUGACAGAGAUAUUGAAUGCUGAGCAAGAGUUGAAGCAACAGGUGGUAGGAAGAUCAUUACAUUCAGUUGUUACCUUGAUGCCUCAAAUAAAUUUGCUAGAGAAAUUAACAUAACUUAUGGGGAUAGCCAAGGAGGAUGGCAUGUUUAUGAUUUCUCAUUUAACGCAGAAAAUUCUCUGAGUUUUGAACCUUCAGAUGAUUCAGAUUUGAGAGUAUGCUUUAUGACCGAUGCUACUACUCGAAGUUGUGAAGACAUUGUAAAUAUUACCACGACUACAGACCCAAUUUACACAUCCUACCACUCGAUUGGAAGGUUUACAACUAACGGGUCUUCUUACUCCCACUUCCUCGUGGGGUUAGUCUACCGGAUAUGUUUCCAAGACCAAUUUAAAACCUGAUCUAAUCAGAAAAGGGACUGGAUGAUCUCCAAUUACUCUGAUGCUUAUGCUGUUCAUUUCAAGUUCAAAGAUGUAACUCAGAAUGGGUUCGAAGCUAACCAAAUCACCAACCGUGGGGUUGACUCCUCAGGAGGUAACACCUCUGUUUAUUUCCGGAAGGAGAUUAUGAAUACAAACAACUCAAUUGCAAUCACCAACAUGGGCUGGAUAUACAACUAUGAGGCUGAUUCCCGUAUGUUAUCAGAUGUUAUUGAGGUUAACUACACCUCCCAGCUGACCAUUGAGUUGGACUUGUUUUGUUACUUUGCAGAUUGCCCUUUGCUUGUCAAUCCGAAGAAUGGAAAUGGAGGUACUCUUUAUCCAAGAUUCCGAGUUGAUUCAAACAAAAGCCAAAUUUAUAGACCGAAUAUUACUGAUAGUUCUGAUAAACUUAAAGUUAACGAGUGGAAUAGAGUAUUCUUUAGCUUUGCAAAACUAAACAGCACUCACCAAAAAGUAUGAAUUUUUCAUAAAAGAAUGUACGCUCCUGGAUCUACAGGAACACAAGAGGAAACCUGUAAGCCUUAAUUUUGAUUAAAAUAUACUACUCUUGAAAUCACAAAGCUUGACUUCCUUCUAGACAACUGUACAGAAACAGAUUACUUAAUAACUCAAGAAAAUAUAAAGCUUCAGCUUAUUGGUCAAGAUCUAAUUCUUG
Molecule: messenger RNA, 1297 nt
Organism: Moneuplotes crassus
Lineage: Eukaryota; Ciliophora; Spirotrichea; Euplotida; Euplotidae
Source: the annotation of a GenBank genome assembly